This is a messenger RNA of Acaulospora colombiana, 393 nucleotides long. NCBI's taxonomy places the organism in Eukaryota, Fungi, Glomeromycota, Glomeromycetes, Diversisporales, Acaulosporaceae. The record is from the annotation of a GenBank genome assembly.
AUGGUCGAGAGUGCCGCUGUUCGUGAUAUCUCAGACGCCUCUGUCUAUCCUGAUUUGUCUCUACAGUCGUCCGUGUUCGCUCCCGAGAAGGAUGGCAAGAGGGUGAAUCCAGUGGUGGCUGCCGCAGAAGAUGCCAAGGCUGCAGCCGCCCGAGUACCACCCGGCCUGCAAGGCGGUGGGUUCAUGUAUGUAUCGGUCAGUCUACCGCCCAUACGCGGAGUAUCGUACACUUUUGAAAGCAUGUCUCACGUCAAUAAACUCUCGAGUUGUCAGAGUGCGGAUGGCUACAGUCUGAGCAAAGGUGACCAGCAUCAGACUGGCCAACUCAAAGUGAGGGUCAGACCCGACAAUAAGGAAAUGUCAGUCUCUCUCCAUUCUCCACACCGUCCGUGA